Messenger RNA from Symbiodinium necroappetens, 607 nucleotides. NCBI's taxonomy places the organism in Eukaryota, Dinophyceae, Suessiales, Symbiodiniaceae. The record is from the annotation of a GenBank genome assembly.
GUAGCGCAAAGCUUCGCUACUUCAAUUUGCAAAAUCUGACCAAUGUGGCCUGGUCCUAUUCGCAUCUGAAAGUCUGCGACGACCUGCUGUCAGAGGUGGCGGCAGUGGCACAUUCUCGGAUCCAUGACAUGAAUGUCCAAGAUCUGGCUCAGCUGGCCCUGACACUCGUCUUUAGCCGACGUGCAAACUUCGGCUUGAAGGAGGAUCUGGGGGACGAUGGCGUGCUCGGCAGUCGUGACUUGACCCUGGCAUUGGUUGUCGAGGUGACCAAAGCCAUGGUGCAAAAAAUUCGCCAGCCUGGCGUCACGACGCCGGAUGACGCCUGGAUCGUUCAUGACCUUGUUCUCGUGUGGCUGGAGGAGAAGGUGGCCUCGGAGCUGUUGGGGGACUCAUGGAAUAUGCUGGACGCGUACAUGGCUGGUUUGCACGAUCAAGUUCUAGAUUUCCUUCGCAACACCCCGCUCCUGGCACGCGCCCUCGCCUGCGGCUCUGUUGUGCAGUCUGCUCAUGUCCCGAUCUACGAGCAGUCUUUUCGAGAACUGGACAUCAGGUCCCUGGGGAUCAAGUACACCGGCAUGCUGUUGUCUGAGCUAGGCCUGACUGACAG